Octodon degus (degu) is the source of this 330-nucleotide messenger RNA. Its product is annotated as cytochrome c, somatic-like. The transcript has 2 exons. NCBI's taxonomy places the organism in Eukaryota, Metazoa, Chordata, Mammalia, Rodentia, Octodontidae. Gene Ontology annotation, biological process: mitochondrial electron transport, cytochrome c to oxygen; mitochondrial electron transport, ubiquinol to cytochrome c. The coding region runs from base 1 to 330 and encodes 109 amino acids. Gene Ontology annotation, cellular component: mitochondrial intermembrane space. The record is from RefSeq and is a predicted model, not a curated record. Gene Ontology annotation, molecular function: heme binding; electron transfer activity.
AUGGGUGAUGUUGAGAAAGGCAAGAAAAUUUUUGUACAGAAGUGUGCCCAGUGCCACACUGUUGAGAAGGGAGGCAGGCACAAGACUGGGCCAAGUCUCCAUGGUCUCUUUGGGCAGAAGACAGAUCAGGCUGCUUUAUUCUCUUACACAGAUGCCAACAAGAACAAAGGUAUCACCUGGGGAGAGGAUACAUUGAUGGAGUAUUGGGAGAAUCCCAAGAAGUACAUCCCAGGAACAAAAAUGAUCUUUGCUGGCAUCAAGAAGAAGGGAGAGCAUCUUGAAGAAAGGGCAGACUUAAUAGCUUACCUCAAAAAGGCUACUCAUGAGUAA